This is a messenger RNA of Eurypyga helias (sunbittern), 821 nucleotides long. Its product is annotated as coiled-coil domain-containing protein 102B-like. The annotation marks the transcript as partial. The record is from RefSeq and is a predicted model, not a curated record. Lineage: Eukaryota; Metazoa; Chordata; Aves; Eurypygiformes; Eurypygidae. The transcript is spliced from 2 exons.
AUGAAUCAAAACAUCAAUUUAAGCUCUGUUCAGGAACUUAUGGAAGAGACGCAGGUUUUUGAGACCCAACCAAGACAACCUUAUAGAUUAGAUGGGAAUUUCCAAUUAGGUGGCCAUCUGUGUAAUUCAUGGCUGCCAUCUCAGAGUUGCUACCCAUAUUCAUCUCAUUAUCCAUAUAUGCAUACAAAUUUCGACAGUGAUUGGGAAAUAUUUGAAGCAGUAAGAAAUCGGGAACUGGAGGAAGUCAAAGCCAGAGCUGCCCAAAUGGAGAAGACCAUGCGCUGGUGGUCAGACUGUACUGCUAACUGGCGGGAGAAAUGGAGCAAAGUUAGAGCAGAAAGAAAUAAAGCCCAAGAGGAAGCAAGACAAUUGAGAAUCAAAUUAGACAGUGUUGUAAAAGAACUGAGUAUGUUUAAAAAAAUUAAUCAAAAUUUAGUGAGUGGGAAGGAAAACUUGGAAAAUGUAUUUGCUUGGAAAACAGAAUUCAAUUGCUCAGAAAUACCUUAUAUUAAAAAAGACCUAAAUCAGCUAAUAUUACUGCAACGAGAACCUGUAAAAGAACUGAGGAAAACCAACAAGACUCCUGGGGUAGAAGACACAAAGAAGGAUGUAGGGAUAAUCAAACCCCAAAACAAUCACAAUAAAAAAAUCACUUCAAAGUCUCCUGAUUACUUUCCCAAUGGAGUUCCAAGCAUCUAUGUGGAGGAACCUAAAAAAAAUUUGGACAAUACAGCUAAGACAACAGAGAAUGAUUUAAUACAUGUUUCUGUCUUGCAUUUGCAUUUGGCUGAGAUGCAGAAAAUCUUACAAAAGGAAAGAGA